ACCUGCUGAUUGGUCUACGCCAUUUUUUUUUCUUCUUUUAUUAUUAUACAAGUAUACAUUACCGCUUCCAUUAUUUUAUCUGUUAACGGAAACGGUUCUCCUUUUUAUAUGUUUUCUUCAAAGUCUUUUUGUUUCGUUUCUUCUCCCCUUGUAAUUCUUUAUUUAGUUACCGGUGUUUUUCCCCCUAUUUUUCCACACACUUUUAAAGCAACAAAAAAGUGCCCUUUUACAAGCACGCAAAGGUUUUCAGUUGUGCCUUGUUUUUUCUUUUUUCUUUUUUUGCACAAUAUCUUCCUCCCAACGGACAUUCGUUGACAAGUGGUGCGAAGGUAAUGGGGAAUUAACGUUCAUUUACGUACCUUUAAAUGGACAUUCCAUUCAUCCUACACUUGCGUGUAUUUGAGGUACAGGGCGAGGGAUUGGGACUCGCGUCGGAAUUUGGGCGCACACAGUAACCCCUGAUAGGUUUCGGUUUGUGGCUGUGUGCGUGUGUAUGGAAACGGCAGGAUCGAUCAUCACACACAGGUGCGCAAUUAACUUUACCGGCUUCCGCUGUAGAAAUGGUACAUCUACCCCCUUUGUAAGGUUAUAAGCUAAUAUAAGGCACACACACACACCGAUAUUAUUCACCCCAUCUGGAAAGGCUCCUCUUGUGGAACCUUCCAACACAUACAAGCUACAGAAAGAGAGGGACCGAUGUGUAGGGAGAAAAGAUAGAAGAACGCCAUAAAUGCUCCACACACUGUAGGCCGUUUAAAUAAUUCGAGCAAACGUGGUAUUAACCGCCGAUGGUGCGAUGGUGUUCUCUUCUUUGCUAGCGGCGCCUAUACCUUAACACAGGUGUAUGUGUGUGGGAUCUGUGUGCGUGCUUACGCGGUACGAUCCCAUCAGAUCAAGCGGCGGUAGCUCGGGUGUCGCUUCGUUUACGCACCGUUUGUUUGCUCGAGCGUCUCGUCGAGAGAACACACAAUGCGCGCCGAGCGCAUCGCGGUUGAAGCUUUUGCUAGUGUUUCUGCCUUGCUGUGAGUGUGUGCGAACCCGACUGUGAAUGUGUGUAUAAACGGGGCGGGUGGAGAUUUGAGAAGGUUUUAACAGAAGCAACAGAACAAGCUUGAUCUUGCGAUGUUCUCGAUAUCACGGCAAAAAGGCAACCGUACAAGUGCGAAACGAAUGAACGCGGUUGGUUAUGAUGGGAACAAAACUAUCAUUUUUUAUUUCUCGAUCGCCGCGUGUGUGUUUUUGACCGAUAGUCUGUUACUAGUGCGGAAACUAAUUCGUCGGUAGUGAUCAAAUGCAACACAGAGCUUGGCUGCGUGACUGCAACGAGGGGAUGAAAGAAUCGAUCUAAGAUGGCGGCAGGAGAGCACUGGAAUGGCGAUGUAUGGCAGUAACAAGUAGCAGCGACACUGGAAACGAAGCGACCGUCCACAAAAUGAGCUUCCGCCGAUGCCACGAGCGUCAACCCCGCCGCUGUGUGGUGGCCAUGGUGGGGUGAAUCAACUAGGCGGGGUGUUCGUGAAUGGGCGCCCCCUCCCCGAUCUGGUCCGGCAGCGGAUUGUCGAGCUGGCGCACAACGGUAUCCGGCCGUGUGACAUUUCGCGCCAGCUGCGUGUCAGCCAUGGUUGCGUUUCGAAGAUCCUUUCGAGAUAUUACGAAACUGGCAGCUUUAAGGCGGGCGUGAUCGGUGGUUCGAAACCGAAGGUGGCAACACCACCGGUAGUCGAAGCGAUCGCUGCCUACAAGCUCCAGAAUCCAACCAUGUUUGCAUGGGAAAUCCGUGACAAGCUCCUGGCGGAUGGUAUCUGUGUGCACGACAACGUACCGAGUGUAUCCUCCAUCAACCGAAUUGUACGGAACAAGGCGGCAGAGAAGGCUAAGUACAGUUCACAACGUUCGGACAACAGUAGCCUCGACAGUCCAAGGAUUCUUUCGCGCAACAAUCAACAGCAGCAAAGCCAGCAGCAACAGCAACAGGAAUGUCUCAAUCAACAGAUGCAAGCAGAUCAGGAAUCGAUGAAGUCACCACAACAGGUGGAGAACGUUGCGUCCCAGUCGUACAGCAUCAAUGGGUUGCUGGGACUGUCCCAGAAAUCAUUGUCCGGUUCGAGCUCGAAACGGCGUCGCAUCAAGGAGGAUCCUGCAGACCUGAAGGGUAGCAUGUUGAGCUGUAUCAAGCGCGAUAAGGAGGCGAAAGAGAUGUCGGAAAGCAUGCUGCACGAGAGCAUAGGCAAGGGAGGCCCCGGUCAGGACCAGCAGCAGCAGCAACAGCAGCAGGAUAAAGGGCACGAUCUCUUCGUCGGCGGUGUCGAUUUUGUUAGUUCACUCGCGAUGGCCCAGGACGAUGGUAAUAAUCCGGAUAAUCAGCAGCCCGGCUUUAGCAGCAUGCGGGCCGGACCACGGCCCGGCACAAUGAGCAGCAGCCCGAUACGGUCGCGGGAAAAUGCCCUCUUCCUGCUGGCCGGUGGUGAUAAAGCGCACAAAUACCACCGCACGGACGAACCCAUGCCGACCGGUGUGAUCAUCGAGGAUGACAGUAGCGCACGCAAACAUCAGCAAGCGCAGCAGCAGCAGCAGCAGGCACAUCAGGCAAGCGACGUAAAGACGACCUACGAUAAGAUACUCGCCGGUGAGCUAGUGCCGGGCAGUGCGGUGAAACGUACCACCACCACCGAACCCACCACGCUGACACAGUCGAUCGAGUUCCUGAGCGACAUGAACAACAACAUCUCCCAGAACCAGCAUCAAGGUUUCGCGGCGGCAGCGUACGAGGGUGCGUACAGUGCGGCCGAUGCGGCCGACACGGCCGUCCAGCUGAAUCCACAUCUGGCCGCCUGCUCUUCGAACUAUUCCGCCUUCCUGCAGAAUACCGACCAGUUUGCGGCGGCCAACCCGGAGCUGAUCUUCCCGACCGCCGCCUAUACACAGUACGCCGCACCCGGGUACGGCACGUUCAACUACAACUCAUCCUUCGCCAACAACAACCUGUGCCGGGAUCUUGGCCAGAUUCACUAUCCCGAGGAGCAGUAGUAGUAGCUGUAGCCAGUAGUAGUGGUAGGCAAUAGUAAUAGCAGUAUCGGUAGUGGUAACAAACGUUGGAACGGAGUGAUUUCUUUAGCCGGUACGAUGUCGCGAGACAACGAGCGUGUGUUGCGUUGAUUUCCGUGUUGAAACAGAACACACUUACACACCUACACACACACACACACGCGCGCGCGCACGCACAAAGGACAAGAGAAAAGGAGAACAAAAAAACAAAACAUUAAUUAAACAAUUAAAAACGAUGAAAAUUCAUUUAUAAAUCAGCCCCAAGCCGGUGGGCGAAUACUCCUUAGGCAGUGGGAGUGUGUGUGUGUGUGUUGCGUGUUUCGCAUUUAGAUACAAAGAUACAUUUUUAUCGACGGUCUACGCGCCCGUCUAAACGUGUCACGCAUUUAGGAAGAGAUAUGUUGUGCGCUAACGAAUGCUAACGUUUAUUUUUUCUCUCUCUCUGAAAUUUAUUAAAAUAAAAGCAAGUGCUGCACCGAAACCAA
This is a messenger RNA of Anopheles funestus (African malaria mosquito), 3530 nucleotides long. RefSeq lists its product as uncharacterized. Gene Ontology annotation, biological process: anatomical structure development; regulation of transcription by RNA polymerase II. Gene Ontology annotation, molecular function: DNA-binding transcription factor activity, RNA polymerase II-specific; RNA polymerase II cis-regulatory region sequence-specific DNA binding. The record is from RefSeq and is a predicted model, not a curated record. The transcript is spliced from 5 exons. Bases 1447 to 3027 code for a protein of 526 amino acids. Lineage: Eukaryota; Metazoa; Arthropoda; Insecta; Diptera; Culicidae.